AUUUUCCGCUAGUGUCAGCCCUUCUUUAGCAGGUAACAAGAUGAGGUCGGCGACGGUGCUGCUGAAAAACUCGAUUCGAGCCAAAUCUUGGUGGAGUCAAGUCGAGAUGGGACCUCCCGAUGCGAUUCUCGGCGUGACCGAAGCUUUCCAUAGGGACAAAAAUCCGAAUAAAAUGAACUUGGGUGUUGGAGCCUACAGAGAUGAUCAGGGAAAACCAUUCGUCCUACCAUCAGUACAAGAAGCUGAACAUCAGAUUAUGGCUGAGCACCUCAAUAAAGAAUAUGCUGGCAUUGCUGGGAUCCCGGAAUUCACUAAAGUUGCCGCAAGGCUGGCUUUGGGCGAAAGUUCGGAAGUCUUGAAGGAGGGCCGAAUUACGACUAUGCAGAGCAUUUCCGGGACUGGAGCUCUUCGUAUAGGAUCCGAGUUUAUCUCCAAAUUCCAUCCUAACAAAGUCGUCUACCAACCUACACCAACUUGGGGAAACCAUGUUCCAAUCUUCAAAUUUGUCGGCGUAGAUGUGAAAAACUACCGUUACUACGAUAAGAACACUUGCGGAUUUGAUGAAGCUGGUGCCCUUGAAGAUAUCUCCAAAAUUCCAAAGGGUUCCGUAAUUCUGCUCCAUGCCUGCGCUCACAAUCCUACUGGUGUUGAUCCCACGCGGGAUCAAUGGAAAAAAAUAUCGGAAGUUUGUAAGAAGAACGAUUUGUUUGUGUUUUUCGACAUGGCCUAUCAAGGAUUUGCUUCCGGUGAUGUUGAUGGCGAUGCAUUUGCAGUUCGGCAUUUCAUCGACCAAGGACACAAUAUCUGCCUUGCGCAAUCGUUUGCUAAGAAUAUGGGACUUUAUGGCGAACGAGUUGGAGCCUACUCAGUAAUUUGCGAAAAUAAAGAAGAAGCUGCUAGGGUAGCCUCACAGUUGAAGAUUCUCAUCCGGCCAAUGUACUCCAAUCCCCCAAUUCAUGGCGCAAGAAUAGCUACGAAAAUACUCAGUGAUGGCGUCUUAUACAAGCAAUGGCUCAGUGAUGUGAAAGAAAUGGCCACUCGAAUUAUUUGUAUGCGAUCACAACUGAAGGAACUACUGAAGGCAGAAGGAUCAUCUCGUGAUUGGGAACAUAUCACCAAUCAAAUUGGCAUGUUCUGCUUUACGGGUAUCAAUCCGGAACAGGUAGAAAAGCUGAUCAAAGAGCACUCCAUCUACUUGACUAAAGAUGGCCGAAUCUCCGUUGCUGGCAUAUCAUCAGGAAAUGUCGGUUACCUCGCCAAGGCCCUUCAUGCAGUUACUAAGUAAUCUCAGGCUCAAUCUUACUCAUUCUCGGUUCUAACAGACUUAGAAUAGGGAUC
Messenger RNA from Cylicocyclus nassatus, 1338 nucleotides. The record is from the annotation of a GenBank genome assembly. NCBI's taxonomy places the organism in Eukaryota, Metazoa, Nematoda, Chromadorea, Rhabditida, Strongylidae.